AGUGGUUGUGCACGAGUAGAGUCCCAGAAAAAGAGGUGUCAAACCGCGGUCUGGCAAUGCGGAGGGUGUAGGAACGCGGCGUACCGUGCGCUGUCAGUCCUAUCCAAAGUGACAGCACGCAAGCUCUCCACUACAUGUCAACAAGUUGACUUACAAAAUGUACUCACUUUCGCGGGAAAUUAGCGCGUUGUCAUGGAUACCUAGAUAACGUUGUCCAGUCUUUCGUUACAUUUGGAACGGAACAGGUUACAAUCCAACCACUGGAGCGAAUAUCAAAGAGGGGAGCUGUUAUGGAAGAGCAGCGGGAUCAGAGCGAAGAUGACAGCGUUUCUCUGUCACCGAGCCUGCCCUCUCCACCUCUGCUCCCGCUGCAGGCUGCGCACCAUACGCACAGAACCACCAACUUUUUCAUUGACAACAUCCUCAGACCGGACUUCGGCUGCAAAAGGGAGCGUUGUCCAGCUGUCCCCAGCACUCCUUGUCCGGAUUCCAGCUGCAGUACCGACAGUGUUUCAUCUUCUGCCUCGUCCACCGUUUCGUCUCCAGCCAGCAGAAGGCAUUCCAAGGCAGCCGAGGCCGAUAGAGGGAACGCAGCAAAAUCUGGGGUCGUCUCAGCGCCAUCCGUUGCUUUGAAUAGCCCAGGUGAAGCCCCCUCGCCCAGUAAGGGCACCCGAGAGCUUAUGUGGCCCGCCUGGGUUUAUUGCACGAGAUACUCUGAUCGACCUUCAUCUGGCCCAAGGACCCGGAAAUUGAAAAAGAAGAAAAACGACAGUGAGGAUAAACGACCCAGAAAAUUCUGUUCCAAACUUCCAAAAAUAUUGUUUAACAACACUCCAGUUUAG
Sinocyclocheilus grahami is the source of this 842-nucleotide messenger RNA. Its product is annotated as homeobox protein engrailed-1a-like. NCBI's taxonomy places the organism in Eukaryota, Metazoa, Chordata, Actinopteri, Cypriniformes, Cyprinidae. Gene Ontology annotation, molecular function: RNA polymerase II cis-regulatory region sequence-specific DNA binding; DNA-binding transcription factor activity, RNA polymerase II-specific. The coding region runs from base 291 to 842 and encodes 183 amino acids. The transcript is spliced from 2 exons. Gene Ontology annotation, cellular component: nucleus. Gene Ontology annotation, biological process: regulation of transcription by RNA polymerase II; neuron differentiation. The record is from RefSeq and is a predicted model, not a curated record.